AUGUCAUCCACCAAACGCAUCGAACAAUGGGAAAUCGACCGCUACUGGGAAAUCUUCACCUCCCUCUCCAACAACAGCACGCACCUCUCAGGCGCCCAAGCCGCCACGGUCCUCAAAAAUUCCCACCUCCGCGAUGACCAGCUCGAGCGAAUCUGGGACCUCUCCGACGUCGACGGCGACGGCCAGCUCGACUUCGAAGAGUUCUGCGUCGCCAUGCGCCUCAUCUACGACCUCAUGAACGGCGAGUACAUGGACGUGCCACGGACGCUGCCGGAUUGGCUGGUCCCGGAGAGCAAAGCGCACUUGGUACAGGCGGGGCGUGCGGUGAGUGGGGGAGGGGAGUCGUUUGGGAGGGUCGAUUAUGAGGAUGAGGAUGAUGGGAGUGGGUUGAAGGAUGGGUUUGAUUGGUACAUGUCGCCAUCCGACCGGGCGAAGUACGAGGAGAUAUACACGAGUUCGCGGAAUCCAAGGAAUGGGCUCAUAUCUUUCGAGGCGUUGUCGGAUCUGUACGAUUCUUUGGAUGUGCCUGAUACCGAUGUGCGGAGCGCGUGGAAUCUGGUGAAUCCGAAGAGUGAAGAGGGGAUCAACAAGGAUGCUUGUCUGGCUUUUCUGCAUAUCCUGAAUCACAGGCAUGAGGGCUACCGGAUCCCUCGAAGUGUACCACCGAGUCUGCGCGCAACAUUUGAGCAGGGCAAGAUCGAAUACAACAUCGACAGAGUGAAUGCGCAACAAAAGGCAGCAGAUCGAUGGGGCACGAAGCGAGAUGAUAGCACGUUGAGCGGAAAGAAGGCGAAGUUUGGGGAUUCGUAUUUAAGCCGACUGGGUGUUGGGGACAGAAAACCGAAAGGUACCGACUUCAGUGCCACGCCGCGGGAUGGAGAAUGGGAGGAAGUGCGGCUGAAGAAGCAGCUCAAAGACCUAGAAGACAAGAUUGCGAAGGUCGAGGACGGUGCAAAGAGCAGGCGCGAUCGCGGUGGGAGGAGAGAGGACUCGAAGCCAGCUCUUGUGAAGAGGGAACUGGAGCAGCUUUUGGAUUACAAGAGGCGAGAGCUGCGAGAUUUGGAGAAUGGAGAGGGCAAGGCGAAGACGGGGCAGAGCUUGAAGGCUUUCCAGGAUGAGACCGGGAUGGUCAAGGAGCAGGUUGAUGGCUUGCAGGAGCAUUUGCGUCAAAGAGAGGCUGCUCUGCAGGACUUGAGAGACCAGAUCGAGGCAGAGAAGGCGGGUUGA
Molecule: messenger RNA, 1227 nt
Organism: Zasmidium cellare ATCC 36951
Lineage: Eukaryota; Fungi; Ascomycota; Dothideomycetes; Mycosphaerellales; Mycosphaerellaceae
Exons: 1
Coding region: 1-1227 (408 amino acids)
Biological process (GO): actin filament organization; endocytosis; endosomal transport
Cellular component (GO): cytoplasm; plasma membrane
Molecular function (GO): protein binding; calcium ion binding
Source: RefSeq, a predicted model, not a curated record